AUGUGCACCAGAUCGGACGACGUGGACUUCUGCUGCUUCCAGUUCUCCCAGUUCGGGAAGGGCCUGAUCAAGCGGUGCCGGACCAGCCCCGACGCCUUCAUCCAGAUCUCCCUGCAGCUGGCCCACUUCCGCGACAAGGGCUGCUUCUGCCUCACCUACGAGGCGUCCAUGACGCGGCUCUUCCGGGAGGGCCGUACAGAGACGGUCAGGUCCUGCACCGCCGAGUCGACAGCCUUCGUGCGGAGCUUGGGGGACGCCAGGCAGAGCCGGGCCGAGCGCCAGCGGCUCUUCAAGCUGGCGGCCGGGAAAAAGAAAUCAGUCAGAGACCUUACUAGCACAAGGCGAAACUGGGAAUGGUCAGACGGCACCAAGCUGGAUUACGGCUCCUGGUACAGGGAUGUCUUCCUGCGGCGGAGAGCCUGCGUGGCGCUGGAGGACACCACAGAUUUUGCCACCUGGGACGUGGAGCUCUGCAGCGACAGGAAACCCUUCAUCUGCGAGUACCGCACCUAG
Molecule: messenger RNA, 513 nt
Organism: Struthio camelus australis
Lineage: Eukaryota; Metazoa; Chordata; Aves; Struthioniformes; Struthionidae
Source: RefSeq, a predicted model, not a curated record